CAAAGACUCAAGCGACGCGGAAAGCCUUUAGUUUCUGCUGGACAGAUUGUGAAUGAAUCUUGAAGUCCAAUGAUGCCCAUGCUGAUUUUAAGCUUGGAUUUUGUGGCCUUGAUUGCCGCAGCUGACCCCAGCAGAAGCCCAGUCAAAGGGGCGGCCCCUCACCUCUCAGCGAGUUGAUAUGCAAAAUAGUUACGUCAGAAGGUGGGGGCGGGGCUCCCCGGGCUUGAGUGGCAGCAGCUUUUGCCUGGGAGGAGGCGCGAGAAUCAGCCUGGUUCAGUGACUGAGACAAACUGGAGGUGAGCGGAGCUGGUGCUGUCCACUGUGCUGUCGGUGCUGAACCUGGGACGCGACGCCAGCGGACCCGUUGCUCCAGCACCUGGAGGCAACGCCCUCUUGCACCCUCUGUGUCCUGUGGGACCUGCUUUACCAGCAGGACCCAUAUCAACUUGACAAAGGAGUGUAUCGGACGUGGGAGAGAGUCCUCCGUUUUGCAACCAGGGCGCCCAUUCAGGCGUGACUUUAGAGAUUUCUAUAGUUUUAGAACAAACUAUUUUGGUUUUUUCCAAGCUAAGACGAUCUUUUUAAUCUUUUUUUUUUUUUUAAACUGUGAUUCACACAUCCACAUCCUUUAGGAAUCUUUCUGGGGGACUUUUUUAUUACUUAAAAUAAGGUGAAAGUCAAUAAGGAUGUUUAAGCACUGGUCAGCUGUUUUUGUUCUUUGGUGCAUUUUUCUGGAGUCAGAAGGAAGACCAACAAAAGAAGCAGGAUAUGGCCUUAAAUCCUACCAACCUUUAAUAAGAUUGCGACAUAAGCAGGAAAAAAGUCAAGAAAGUUCAAGAAUCAAAGGAUUUCUGAUUCAGGAUGGCCCUUUUGGAUCUUGUGAAAAUAAGUACUGUGGCUUGGGAAGGCACUGUGUGAUCAGCAGACAGACAGGGCAAGCAGAAUGUGCCUGCAUGGACCUUUGCAAACGGCACUACAAACCUGUGUGUGGAUCUGAUGGAGAAUUCUAUGAAAACCACUGUGAGGUACACAGAGCUGCUUGCCUGAAAACGCAAAAGAUUACCAUUGUUCACAAUGAAGACUGCUUCUUUAAAGGAGAUAACUGCAAGAGCACCGAAUACAGCACAAUGAAAAGCAUGCUUUUAGAUUUACAAAAUCAAAAAUAUAUUACCCAAGAAAAUGAAAAUCCUAAUGGCGAUGACAUAUCUCGGAAGAAGCUGUUGGUGGAUCAAAUGUUUAAAUAUUUUGAUGCAGACAGUAACGGACUUGUAGAUAUUAAUGAACUAACUCAGGUGAUAAAACAGGAAGAACUUGGCAAGGAUCUUUUUGAUUGUACUUUGUAUGAUCUACUGAAGUAUGAUGAUUUUAAUGAUGACAAGCACCUGGCUCUUGAAGAAUUUUAUAGAGCAUUCCAGGUGAUCCAGUUGAGUCUUCCUGAAGAUCAGAAACUAAGCAUUACUGCAGCAACUGUGGGACAAAGUGCUGUCCUGAGCUGUGCCAUUCAGGGAGCUCUGAGACCCCCCAUCAUCUGGAAAAGAAACAAUAUUAUUCUAAAUAAUUUAGAUUUGGAAGACAUCAAUGACUUUGGAGAUGAUGGGUCCUUGUAUAUUACUAAGGUUACCACAACUCACAUGGGCAAUUAUACCUGCUACGCUGAUGGCUAUGAACAUGUCUAUCAGACUCACAUUUUCCAAGUGAAUGUUCCUCCAGUCAUUCGAGUAUAUCCAGAAAGUCAGGCUAGGGAACCUGGUGUAACUGCAAGUCUUAGGUGCCAUGCAGAGGGCAUCCCAAAUCCUCAGCUUGGAUGGCUGAAGAAUGGAAUAGAUAUUACACCAAAGCUGUCCAAACAACUCACUCUUCAAGCAAAUGGCAGUGAGGUUCACAUAAGCAAUGUGCGCUAUGAAGAUACUGGAGCAUAUACUUGUAUAGCGAAGAAUGAAGCAGGAGUGGAUGAAGACAUCUCUUCUCUUUUUGUGGAAGAUUCUGCUAGAAAGACCUUAGCUAACAUAUUAUGGAGAGAAGAAGGUCUGGGAAUUGGGAACAUGUUCUAUGUUUUUUAUGAAGAUGGAAUCAAAGUGAUACAACCCAUAGAAUGUGAAUUUCAAAGGCACAUUAAGCCUAGUGAAAAGCUCCUUGGAUUUCAGGAUGAAGUCUGUCCCAAAGCUGAGGAAGAUGAAGUUCAGAAAUGUGUGUGGGCCUCUGCUGUUAAUGUCAAAGACAAGUUCAUUUAUGUUGCACAGCCAACUUUGGACAGAGUCCUUAUCGUUGAUGUGCAGUCCCAAAAAGUUGUUCAGGCAGUGAGCACAGAUCCUGUCCCAGUUAAAUUACACUAUGACAAAUCACAUGAUCAGGUUUGGGUCCUAAGCUGGGGUACCAUGGAGAAGACCUCCCCAACACUACAGGUAAUAACCCUGGCCAGUGGGAAUGUCCCUCACCACACCAUUCAUACUCAGCCAGUGGGAAAACAGUUUGACAGAGUGGAUGACUUUUUCAUUCCCACCACAACACUCAUUAUCACCCAUAUGAGGUUUGGAUUUAUUCUUCACAAAGAUGAAGCUGCACUACAAAAAAUUGACCUUGAAACCAUGUCAUACAUCAAGACAAUUAACUUGAAGGACUACAGCUGUAUUCCUCAGUCUUUGGCAUACACACACUUGGGAGGAUAUUACUUCAUUGGCUGCAAACCUGACAGCACUGGAGCAAUCCCACUGCAGCUCAUGGUAGAUGGUGUAACCGACUCAGUCAUUGGGUUCAAUAGUGAUGUGACAGGCACUCCAUAUGUCUCUCCAGAUGGCCACUACCUUGUCAGCAUUAAUGAUGUGAAAGGUGUCGUGAGGGUCCAGUACAUCACCAUCAGAGGAGAAAUUCAGGAGGCUUUUGAUAUUCACACAAAUCUGCACAUAUCUGAUCUGGCAUUUCAGCCGUCUUUCACCGAAGCCCACCAGUACAACAUUUAUGGUAGUUCAAGCCAACAAACUGAUGUGCUGUUUGUGGAACUCUCUUCUGGAAAGGUCAAGAUGAUUAAGAGCCUUAAGGAACCACUCAAGGCAGAAGAAUGGCCUUGGAACCGGAAGAAUAGGCAAAUCCAGGACAGUGGCUUGUUUGGUCAAUACCUGAUGACACCUUCCAAGGACUCUCUCUUCAUACUAGAUGGACGACUCAACAAGUUAAACUGUGAGAUCACUGAAGUUGAGAAAGGAAAUACAGUCAUUUGGGUUGGAGAUGCCUAAGGAGCCCUAUUGUAUAAUUAUUGAAGGAAGAGUUUUACAGUACAUUGCACUUAAUCCAUUGUUUAAAUUACAGCUUAACUUUUCAAUUUUAUAUCCUAGUAAAACAUAAUUUACUUAAUUGUCCCAAAUAGAUUGUUUUUAACCAAUACAUACACGAUAAUGUUGGUUGAUGAGAAAUAUUUAACACAAUAUUUAAUAAGAAAUUACAUCAAUCAGAGGAAUCAAAAUUAUAAUUACAUUUUAAACAAUAAAACAGAUUUUAAAACUUAAAAUAUAAUCUGCAGGGAAUUUCAGAUGACUUAAGUAUCAUUUCAUUUUGAGGGUAAUUUAUCUAAUUUUCUCUUUGUUCAUUUGGUACUCUUAAACCAGAAAUAAAAGGCUUUUUCGAAACUUAAAAUUCUUAAUUCAAAAUAUUCUGUCCCGUCCACUGUUUAUAAUCUUUUGUGCCUUGAAGGGAAUGUCACAGGAGGAAAAGGAAGGCUAAACGCUGCAUACGAACACCCUCAUAGCUAUAAAUCUGUUGUCAUUAAAAAUAUCUAAUAGCUCUUAUGCCAAAUUCUGCCUUCAGUUAUUUGUUUGACCCUCAGUGAAAUGUCAUUUGAAGGCAUAAGUUGGCCUUAGGUUGUAUACAGGUGGCAAAUUCUUUUUGACAUUUACUGUAUAAUCUGCAGCAUGCUAUAGAAAAUGGGGAGGAAGGGAGGAAAAAUAAUUAUGGUAGAAAUGUUUGUAAUGUUUUAUCUGAUCAUUUUGCUUUCAGUCACUAGAGUGCAUUAUAUUUUUAAUGCAAGUUUGUCUGGGAUUUUAACUGCUUACAAAUGUUUUCUUCAUUAUUAGAAGGAUUGAUUAUUUUCAUGUAGCCUGGUGUUGGUAUUGCAUAAUCAGGAAAUUUCACUUCUAAAAGAAGCAUUAUUUUGUGUCUGCUUCAGCGUGAACCACAUAUAUGGAAACUAACAGGAGAAAAAAAAAAACCAAAAACUAACUAGCAAACAAAAAACAACAAGAAAAAAAAACCUGAGGAGAACUAAUGAGACAUUAGUGGCUUAGGAGAAUUAGUAAUAGGAGUUAGGAAUAAGGGCACAGCCCCACAGUGGUGAGUAAAGAUGUACUUCUCUAUUGCUUUUGCUAUCUAAAUAUAACCCAUCAAAUAACUUCAUUCAUAAUCAUUUCCCUAAAUGACUUCUGUUCAACUCCUACAAAAUUCCCAAAAGACCUUCUCGCUAACUGUGUGGUGUAGUUGAAAACCUAACUAAUCCUCUUAUUUGAAACACUGAAGAAAAGUAAAAUUUAAAGGGUUUUUUUUUUUGUUUUGUUUUGUUUUUAAAGGGGAAAAAGGAAAGGUCAGUAGAAGUGCAUAAACAAACUUAAGAGUUGGCUUUUUGAAAUAAGCAGAUAAUUAUCCAGGAUUGAAGUAAUAGCUUACAUGUUUUGAGAUCUUUUUUUACUUAUUUUUUAUUUAUUAUUAUUAUUGCUAAAAAUGCUCCUGGGCUGUGGAAAUGACCUCCAUUUACUAAAGGUAAUUCAAUAAGGUCUUUUUUAAAUACAAAUUUUACUCAAUUUUACAUUGUGUAAAACUGCAUAGAAACCUGAAAUUUUAUAGUGUGUAAUAUCUUAUGUGUAUAUAGCAUCCUGAGCUGUGUAAUACAGUAGAUUUCUUCUUAGCUUAAGGAAACAUUAUGGGAGGUAGAUUAAUAAGCAACAAAAAUCAGCUUAUGUUUCUACUUAUUCAAUCUGCUUUAUUUUUAGCAGUUUUUCUCCCCUGUGCACAUGAAUCAUAUAAAAUAUCUGUAACUUAAUGAUUUAAUGUAAGUCUGUCCCAUACAUCUUUCUUUGGUAGUUUACACCACGUGGAUGCUCUGUCUGUAGUCAUUGCUUGAUAAAAGAAGAAUAAACCUUACAUUUUAA
This is a messenger RNA of Marmota monax (woodchuck), 5132 nucleotides long. RefSeq names its product follistatin like 5 (gene Fstl5). Lineage: Eukaryota; Metazoa; Chordata; Mammalia; Rodentia; Sciuridae. Gene Ontology annotation, biological process: cell differentiation; multicellular organism development; regulation of BMP signaling pathway. The record is from RefSeq and is a predicted model, not a curated record. Gene Ontology annotation, molecular function: protein binding; calcium ion binding. Bases 687 to 3230 code for a protein of 847 amino acids. The transcript is spliced from 16 exons.